Osmerus eperlanus (European smelt) is the source of this 3955-nucleotide messenger RNA. It is a transcript of the gene abi2a, whose product is annotated as abl-interactor 2a. The transcript has 12 exons. Gene Ontology annotation, biological process: neuron migration. Gene Ontology annotation, cellular component: SCAR complex; lamellipodium; actin-based cell projection. Gene Ontology annotation, molecular function: SH3 domain binding; signaling adaptor activity. The record is from RefSeq and is a predicted model, not a curated record. Bases 532 to 2271 code for a protein of 579 amino acids. Lineage: Eukaryota; Metazoa; Chordata; Actinopteri; Osmeriformes; Osmeridae.
GGCUAUCCACGUAACAAUUUAUUUUAAAGUUGUGAGCAGCAGUUCCCCUAUGAUAAUUAUCGAAUAUGAGUAAUAUCCACCAGUUUGUCGUUCUGUUUUUAAUCCUGAAAAUUAUUUAUGAAGGUCGGAUGUUCUGCCUUUAAAAGCUGUUUGACAGAACACCGUGGGCUUUUUUUUUAUAGGAAAGAUCUCAAGCAGCUGAAGCUGGAAAUUAGUUCAAAGAGUAGUGGGGAAAGUUGUAGGCUAUACUAAACAUUCUGGCAUGGGGAGAGACAAAUGGUGUGGUCCAAGAGUUAUGUUCUUCCAUACUUUAUCACAAAUGGAAAUUUAUAUUUCUUAAAAGUAUUGUUUCAACAGAAAUUGAUAUGAAGAGCGCGAACACAAAGGCGGCGAACAAUCCCGGUCCUGCAUUUACUAGAGUAGUGUUUUUGAAGAGGGGAGGAAGUUGCUCUCCCUCACUCUAGUUAGUUUCCUGCGCAAAGGGAGCAGCGUUCGCUUGUGCACCAUAGUACUGUAGUAAAAGAUGUAAAGAUGGCGGAGCUACAAAUGCUUUUGGAGGAAGAAAUUCCAGCGGGUCGAAGAGCUUUACUGGAUAGUUUCACAAAUCUCGAAAGGGUUGCUGAAUACUGCGAAAGCAAUUAUGUUCAGUGUCCAGACAAGCAGCGUGCCCUGGAGGAGACCAAGAACUACACCACCCAGUCUCUGGCCAGCGUGGCCUACCUGAUCAACACUCUAGCCAACAAUGUGCUCCAGAUGCUGGACAUCCAGGCCUCGCAGCUGCGACGCAUGGAGUCCUCCAUCAACCACAUCUCGCAGACGGUUGAUAUUCAUAAAGAGAAGGUGGCGAGAAGGGAGAUUGGUAUCCUGACGACCAAUAAGAACACUGCCCGCACCCACAAAAUCAUUGCGCCAGCCAAUCCGGAGAGACCAGUGCGCUACAUACGCAAGCCUAUUGACUACAAUGUUCUGGACGACACCGGCCAUGGAGUCAAGUGGUUACUAAGGUUCAAGGUCAGCAGUCAGAACAUGAAGAUGGGCGGGGCUCUCCCCCGCACCACGCCUCCCACUCAGAAGCCCCCCAGCCCCCCUAUGGCGGGCAAGGGCACCUUAGGGAGACACUCCCCCUACAGGACGCUGGAGCCAGUGCGCCCGCCCGUCGUCCCUAACGACUACGUUCCCAGCCCCACACGCAACAUGGCUGUCGCCCAGCAACCCAGCCCCGCACGCACGGCCACCCUUAACCAGAGGACUCGCACGUACAGCAGUGGAAGCAGUGGGGGCAGCCACCCCAGCAGCAGUCGAAGCAGCAGUCGAGAGAACAGCGGGAGUGGCAGCGUGGGGGUGCCCAUCGCCGUGCCGACGCCCUCCCCACCCGGAGCCUUCCCAGCCUCUACUUCCGGGGUCACAGGCACCUCUGCUACGCCACCUAACUCCGCACCACCCUCCUCCUCCUCCUCCUCGUCCUCCAGCACUGCCGCCGCAACCCCCGCCCAACCUAACUCCCCACCCGCAGCACCCGACCCCUCUCCCCCCACUAACCCCGUCCUUGCAUCCGAGGGUCAGUCGGCUGAGUCUGAGGCCCCCCCUUCCUCCCAGCCCCCCCUCUGUGCGGCCACUGCUGCAACCUCCACCACCACCCUUGUGCCAGGUGGCAUGGUUCCCCAGUUCUACAGUAUGAACCGACCUGUCCCCAGACAGACCUCUCCCCCAGUGGGGGGGUCUCUGCCCUAUCGUCGGCCCCCCUCAGUGACAGGCCAGCCCAUCCUCCCUCAGAGCCAGAGCCAGGUCCAGAGCCCCAGCCAGCCCAACGGAGGGCCUUACUACAACCAGAGCCCAGGCUCGGUGGCUCCCCCUCCCCCCUCCAUCCUGCAGAUCACCCCCCAGCUCCCUCUGAUGGGCUUCGUGGCUCGGGUUCAGGAGACCAUCUCCGACGUGCCCCCCCCGCCCCCCCCAGCCGAGGAGCCGGUGUUUGAGGAGGUGGAGCCUCUGCCCCCUCCAGAGGGCUACGAGGAGGAGGAGUCAGCCGUGGUGGAGUACAGCGACCCCUACGCUGAGGAGGACCCCCCCUGGGCCCCACGCACCUACCUGGAGAAAGUGGUGGCCAUCUACGACUACGCCCGGGACAAGGAGGACGAGCUGUCCUUCCAGGAGGGCGCCAUCAUCUACGUGAUCAAGAAGAACGACGACGGCUGGUACGAGGGCACGAUGAACAACACCACCGGCCUGUUCCCUGGCAACUACGUCGAGUCCAUCAUGCACUACGCAGAGUGAAGCCCCGCCCCUGUCUCCCCCCAGGCCCCUCCCACAGCCUUGUGGCGUGGUGGACGGACUUGGCGUCAGUGGGAUUGAUGUGAAUCGUGUACAUGCAUGGGGGAGGGGGGAAGGGUGUUCAGAGAGAUGAGGGGAUGGAAGAGGAAGAACGCUGCAGAAGGACUCUUGAAUUGGUGGGGGACAACAAGAGGAGAAGAAGAGACAAGACCCUGUUGCUGUGGUUUCCUGUCGCCACUGAAGGAGACAUGGUACAGAACUACACUAUUAAAAGUCAAAAAACGUGUCCAAAAAACGACAAUAACAAUCAUUUGUGUGAGAGCAGAUGACGGACCCGGUUGUAGCGCUGUAUUUCCUGUGUUGUGAGCGUGCUGCUGACGGCUCGUGCCGAUGGUCCUCCUGUCCUGAGAAAAGCUGGUCUCUCUGGUCACACCUUCAACUGUUCUUUUCUUUGAUUGUGGCCUGAAGUCAUGUGGGGAGGGGAGGGCUCCUCAGAGCCCUGUGCUGUUGGUUUCUCGUUCUUUAGGACAGACACUACGAUUACCAACACACUACGGCACGGUGUCUGCAGUAGCCUUCCCGCUGUCUACCAACCGGCAGCAGUUCAGCCCAAAAGUAUUGAACUGUUCAGGUUAUACGACUCUUAACCAUUUCUUUUUGUACAUUUUUUGGUAUGUAUCUUUUUCUUUUCUCGCUGGCUCUGAAUAUUCUGUACUAGUGGACCUAACCAGAUUGCCUAGUGGACUAUGAAGAUGUUGUGUACUGUAUGUAUGUGCUUCUUUGACUGCAUGCUUGCUAAAAUAGACCUACCGGUUUCUUUCUUUUUUGUUGCUUUGAUUUCACCAACUUGCUUUACUAAACGUUUUGCCAUCUAGAAGAUAAUGUUUUUAUAAGUGGUUAUCGGUUGUUAUAUCCUUUAAUACAUAGUUUCAGUCAAACUCUCAGAUGGUGUUGGAUAUUUUGUGCCAUAUUGCGAUGUUGUAUACGUGUGUGGGUGUGAUUGUAUGUGUGUGUGAUUUACAAAACUGACCAACCAUACCUUGGUUCAGUCCAUGGUUUCACUUGUGGUUCCCUCACUAAAGGGAAUGGGGACCUACAAAGCAGUAUUUGAUCCUUUUUUAAGAAGCAUUCAAAUAUAUAACAUGAAUAGAACUCACUUGCAUUACAGAUUUGACUGGGAAGUUGUUUGUCUUAAUGCCAUAUUGCAAGAAUUGUUUGACAUUAGGUCACUACAGCAAUAAAACUGAACUCAGUUUUGUUUUGGCAAUAAUACCUGGUAGAAUGUGAUGUCAUCAGAAACUUACUUUUGUAAGCUAUUGAGUAACAAAAGCACACUGUUUUUAGAGUGAAGUGAAUGUGAGAUGAGAAACCAAGAAAACACUAACUGAAAACUAUAUUUGUGUUAAUCCGAAUACGUGUAUAUUUGAAGGACUGUAUUGCUAUGACAGUGUUAUAUUUUGGGAAAACUUUAAUCAACCCCGAAAAAGAGCAGCUUGACAACUCUGAAGGAUCUGAUGAUGAAACCUACACAGGUCUACUGGGCUCCUCAAAGACGGCAUCCAUACAACCAGGUUCUGUUUUUGUGUUUGAGUUUGGGUGACACAUGCUUUGACAGGGGAUUUCCAGAACAUACUGUGUCUGUCAAAAUGAUAUGAAAAACAAUAAAAUGGGAACUAUUGAUACUUGA